Molecule: messenger RNA, 1314 nt
Organism: Marmota flaviventris (yellow-bellied marmot)
Lineage: Eukaryota; Metazoa; Chordata; Mammalia; Rodentia; Sciuridae
Gene: Zscan4
Product: zinc finger and SCAN domain containing 4
Biological process (GO): regulation of transcription by RNA polymerase II
Molecular function (GO): DNA-binding transcription factor activity, RNA polymerase II-specific; RNA polymerase II cis-regulatory region sequence-specific DNA binding
Source: RefSeq, a predicted model, not a curated record
AUGGCUUCAAAUCUCACAAACUCAUGUCAGUGUAAAACAUCCCAGAAUGAUUUUGAAUUAGAAAAUACAGAAUUUAGACGAACCCAAGGAUCUGCUGUCCAGAAUGGAGAGAUCAUCUCUGAAUUCUCAAGCUCUCAGCUCAACUCACUUCCAGACAAUGGUAACUCAAAUGCAAGAAAGGAACUGCAGAGACUCCAUGGGAUUUUUCACUCAUGGUUGCAGCCGGAAAAGCAUAGUAAGGAUGAGAUUAUUUCUCGAUUGGUCCUGGAGCAGUUUAUAAUUAAUGGAAACUGCAGGGACAGAUCCAUUUUGAAAGAGAAAUGGGAAUCAAGUGGAAGAAACCUGGAGAAAUUAAUGGAAGACCUGACUGAUGAUUGCAUGGAACCACCAGUCUUAGUACGUGUUCACAUGCAAGGACAGGAAGCCCUUUUUUCUGAGAACAUGCCCUUAAAAGAAGUUAUUGUUCAUCUCAAAAAACAGCUAUCAGCAGAAAACACAACAGGAGAGAAUAAAGGGAUAUCCUUCCAGGCUCCUCAGGAUACUCCCCUGGAGACAAGACAAGGAAAUGAAGAUAAAGAAAAUGCAUGCAACAAUUUCUGGAAAAAUACUCAAGCAAAUGACAGUAUUAAUUGUCAAGGAACUCAAACACCUUCCCUACUCAUUAUCCAGGAAGAAAACUGUCUUAGGUUAGAAGAUGGAGGUGCUUCUUGUGAGAACCCACACAACUCCAGAAGGGUAGUCACAUCUAAUUCUGAGAAAGGGCCCCUGGAGGGACCUUCUUACCAAAAUGUCCCUGUGGAGGAGCAACCAGAGUUUCUCCCCACCUCAAACCAAUCCUCCUCCCAGUUUGUCCCUGCCCACCAGAGCAAUAAGGGAAACUCUACAUGUGAGGGACACCAUGAAAAAUACCGUGGAGCUCAAAAGUCAUACAAAUGUAAGGAAUGUCCCAAGAUUUUUAGGUAUCUCUGUCACUUUUUAGCCCACCAGAGAAGACACAGAAAUGAGAGGCCAUUUGUUUGUGCUGAGUGUCAAAAAGGCUUCUUCCAGGUGUCAGACCUACAUGUGCAUCAGAUGAUUCACACAAAGGAGAAGCCUUUCAAAUGCAGCAUAUGUGAAAGAUCCUUCAGCCACAAAACCAACUUGAGGGCCCAUGAGAGAAUUCACACAGGAGAAAAGCCCUAUACGUGCUCCCUGUGCCAGAGAAGCUACCGCCAAUCGUCUACAUACCACCGUCACCUGAGGAUUCACCAGAAAAUCAGACUCAAAAGUGUCUCUUCCACACCAAAAGCUUCCUCAACUACUGCCCCUAUGUAA